AAGCCUCUCAGCAUCCGGUCCAGGCAAGACUUUUCUCGUCGUCCUUGGUUCGUACAAUGAGAGUACUCCCCAUCCCUGUGCGCGAGGACAACUACGCCUACCUCCUCAUCGACAAUACCUCCAAAAAGGCCGCCGUUGUCGAUCCCUAUUCGUUUGAUAAGGUCAAGGCUGCUGCAGAUCAGUACGGCGUACAAAUCGUAGCUGUCAUCACUACGCACCACCAUUUUGACCAUAGCGGUGGGAACGAGCAAUUCGCCAAAGCCUUCCCGGAUGUACCAAUCUAUGGUGGCAGCGACCAAGUCAAAGCUGUAACCAAGCUGGUCAAGGACAAAGAUGAGUUCACAAUCGGGGACUCCAUAACAGUCAAGUGCCUCGCGACCCCCUGCCAUACUCAAGACUCGAUCUGCUACUACGUGACGGACGCGAAAGACUCGGCGCAACGCGGUGUAUUCACGGGCGACACCCUGUUUAUCGCAGGCUGCGGUCGGUUCUUUGAGGGCACGGGCGCAGAGAUGCACGCUGCACUCUCGUAUCUCGGCACUUUGCCAGACGACACGCUCGUGUAUAAUGGCCACGAGUACACCGCGAGCAACGUCAAGUUCGCACGUUCCGUCGACCCCGCCAACAGCGCGCUUUCGGGUCUGUUCGGGCUAUUGACCGAGACCAAGAUGACCACUGGUUUGACCACUAUCAAGGACGAGAAACUGUGGAAUCCGUUCAUGAGACUCUCUAGUGAGCCAAUACGGAAGGCGACGAAGGCCACUGAGGAUGCGUCAUUGGGUGCAAUAAUGGAUGAGCUCAGAAAUCUAAAGAACAAUUUUAAGGGGUGAGUUUGAAGGCGAAUUGGUCGAACACAGAAGGAUGACAAUGUAUUUGACCAUGUUUAAUAGGAGUGUAUCAACAUAUGUAUUGAUAUUUCUUUAUGAUUUAUGAUUCGUUGUGUGACUU
This is a messenger RNA of Heterobasidion irregulare TC 32-1, 948 nucleotides long. RefSeq lists its product as uncharacterized. Gene Ontology annotation, molecular function: hydroxyacylglutathione hydrolase activity. The record is from RefSeq and is a predicted model, not a curated record. The coding region runs from base 57 to 830 and encodes 257 amino acids. The transcript is spliced from 6 exons. NCBI's taxonomy places the organism in Eukaryota, Fungi, Basidiomycota, Agaricomycetes, Russulales, Bondarzewiaceae.